Aphanomyces invadans is the source of this 809-nucleotide messenger RNA. RefSeq lists its product as hypothetical. Gene Ontology annotation, biological process: maturation of SSU-rRNA from tricistronic rRNA transcript (SSU-rRNA, 5.8S rRNA, LSU-rRNA). The record is from RefSeq and is a predicted model, not a curated record. The coding region runs from base 48 to 761 and encodes 237 amino acids. Gene Ontology annotation, cellular component: nucleolus; preribosome, small subunit precursor. Lineage: Eukaryota; Oomycota; Saprolegniomycetes; Saprolegniales; Verrucalvaceae. The transcript is spliced from 5 exons.
CGUUGACAGCGCCGCGGAGACCGAGAGGAAACGACGGAAGGCCAACGAUGGGGCGACCGACGGCAGGAACGAUUCUGCGCAUGAAGAAGGCACAAGUGAAGCCAAAAAAGAAGAACCCAUCACUCAAGAACAAAAUCCGCAACCUUGAACGCUUUCUGAAGAAAGAUACGUUGCCAGACGACGUCCGUCGUGCAAAAGAAGAAGAGCUAAAGGAACUUCAGAAGCAGACAGAAGGCAAGCAAGAAGAAGACAGGAGUCGCGAGAUCACACUCAAGUUCAAGAAAGUGCGCUUCUUCGAUCGACGCCGCUUGAUGCGAUUGCUGAAGAAGCUGAAGCGCCAAUUGGAUGCUCCGGCAUCGAGCGAAAGCGACAAAGACGAACUUGAAAAGCAAUUCGAACAGGCCAAAGAAGACAUGAUGUACGUGUACUACUACCCCAAGGGCGAGCGAUACAUCAAUUUGUUCCCUGAUGCGAAGAAGCCGCAUUCGGCAGAGGAUUUGGAGCGGCAGGACAAGAUGAAGAAGGCGGCACUGAAGGCGUUCAAGAGUGACGACAACCGCACUGCGUUUGACCAUUAUUGCUUCAACGACGACGAGGCACCUCCUGCGGAGGACGACACAAAAAAGCGGAAGGUUGGAAAAGACGGCAAAACAACCAAGCGAAAAAACAAGCGACCAAAGACGAGCACCGCCAAGGUUGUCAUGGCAGAUUUGGACGGGGCUGACGACGGCUCUGGUGGUGACGACGACUUCUUCUUGUGAUCAAUCUAUCGUUCUUCGUUAUACUAUCUCCCAACGCUUUCCAUGCAC